Anneissia japonica is the source of this 4165-nucleotide messenger RNA. RefSeq names its product transient receptor potential cation channel subfamily A member 1-like. The record is from RefSeq and is a predicted model, not a curated record. The transcript is spliced from 26 exons. Gene Ontology annotation, biological process: monoatomic ion transport; transmembrane transport. The coding region runs from base 1 to 3279 and encodes 1092 amino acids. Gene Ontology annotation, molecular function: protein binding; monoatomic ion channel activity. Lineage: Eukaryota; Metazoa; Echinodermata; Crinoidea; Comatulida; Comatulidae. Gene Ontology annotation, cellular component: membrane.
AUGUCGCACUUUGUAUUAACAGGAGUAGUGGAUAACCAGAUUCGGCGAGAUGAACAUGUGGACGCAAUCUGUGAUGGACUUAGGAGUAUGGAAGUUACUUUCACUGAUGCUAAGAAUGAACAUAAGAGGAUUGCAGCUACAGGUAAUGUUUCAGAACUUUUAUCAAUCAACAUGUCAUCACCGGAGAGACUCAAAACAAAAGAUAAUACUGGAGCAACUCUACUUCAUACAGCGGCUGCUAACGGAAAAAAGGACGUCUUAGAAAUGCUUUUAAAACACGAAGAUAUAAAUGUUCAAGAUAACAAUGGUAACACACCUUUACAUUUGGCGGUGAUUAAUAAUCAUAUCCAUUUGAUUGAUGUUUUACUACGUGAAGGACAAAAUGCAAGUAUAUUAAAUGAUCUUCAGAUGGCACCUCUGCACCUGGCAUGUGACCUCGACAACACAGAUGCUAUCAGGGCUCUCUGCCAACAUCCAAAUGUUGAUAUCAACCAGCAAGCUGAAUUUGGAAAGACAGCUCUUCAUGUUUGUGCCCAAAAGGACAGAUUGGCUGCAGCUAUAACAUUGCUAGAUUUCAAGCCCAUGAUGUGUAUUAAAGAUUCAAAUGGCGCUUUUUCAGUCCAUUGUGCAGCCACUAAUGGGUCAAAAAAUGUUCUUGGCAUUCUGCUUGAAAAAGCGGAAAAGUGUGGAUAUUCGAGAAACAUAUUGUUUUCAUUCACCGACAAGGAAGGUAAUACAGCUCUACAUGCUGCGGUCAACAGCGGCUCCCAAAGAGCCGUCGAAGUGUGUAUUGAACAGGGAUCACCAAUUAACUUUCAACAGUCAGACCAGUCAACUGCACUUCACUUAGCAAGCUCGCAGGGUUGUGUUGAAAUCGUGAAGCUGAUUUUAGACAAAGACGACGAGUGUCAAGUAUUGGAGAUGAGAGACAUUGAGGGAAUGACAGCAUUACACAGAGCUUCUGCGUUUGAUCACAUUGGUAUUGUGAAGCUACUUUUAAAGAAGGGUGCGUCGAUCGACAUCAAAGACUGCGAAGGCAGGACACCGCUUAUGCUGGCGGCAUCCAGAGGAUCCUGGCGAACCGUUAAUGCUCUCAUUUCAAUGAAUGCUGAUUACCAAUUACGAGACAUUGGAGAUAGAAAUUUUCUGCAUCAUGCUGUAUACAAUGGGUUUAGCUUGCAAUUGAUUCGUUCAGAUUUUUCUACUCGGAUCGUGGAGCUGCUGAACGACGCCGAUGAACGUGGGUGCACACCGAUGCAUUACGCCACGCAGCAUGGCAAUUUCCGUUGUGUUGAACAUCUUUUGAAGUUGGGGGCAACAGCAAACCUUAAAAACAGAGACAAGCAGGCCCCAUUACAUUUUGCGGCACGAUUUGGACGCCUCAAUACACUUCGCCGACUUCUGGAUUGCCCGACUGGUCUUAAUCUAAUCAAUGAGGCGGACGGUGAAGGUAUGACUGCAUUACAUAUUGCUGCUUGGAACGGUCACGUGAAAGUUGUACAAAUGCUGAUAAACCAAGGUGCACUCUUGCACAGGGACCAUAACGGCAGGAGCCCACUUCAUCUCGCUGCAAUGGGAGGCUACACAGAUACAAUGAAUGUACUACUCUCGACCAAUUCACAUUUGCUCAACCAGACAGAUGAUUUUGAUAAUACAGCCCUACACCUUUCUGCAAUGAGUGGCCAAAGUGCAAGUGUGUCCUUUCUCUUGUCUCAAAAAGCUGAUGUGUUACCAAACUCAGAUGGCGACUACGUUAUUGAUGUUGCGAUAGAAAACAAGUUCAAGGAUGUAUCGUUGGCUUUGGUAAAUCACGAAAGAUGGAAGGAGGUGAUGGCUAAUUACAAUCACUCUAAAAAAACACCUAUGCACGGUUUCAUUGAGGUAUUACCAGCAGUAGCGAAGAGUGUGCUAGACAAAUGCUUAACACACGCGGAAUCUGUGGAUCCUAAACACACUAACUUCUGGGUAAAAUAUGAUUUCGAAUUUCUACAGUAUGAUGCGGAAUAUUGGCACAAUAAUUCAGCUACGUUGAUGCCUCUUGCUGGCCUAAAUCUCAGUGGUAUGCAGCAUACCACUAUUGCUUUGAUUGCUCUCUUUGCUAUCAUUAAUAUGGUCAAAGAAGUUGUACAAAUGUGGAAUCAGAGAUGGAAGUAUUUUAGUGACAUCAACAAUCUAACUGAGUGGUCGUUGUACGUAUUCCUCAGCUUGUUUGCAAUUCCUCAAGCGUUUCGUGUGCAUUUUGAUGAGCAUGUUGAAUGGGCAUGUGGUGCUUCUGCUGUGUUUCUCGCAUGGUUUGGCGCACUUAUGAUGCUUCAAAGCGCUGGAGUAGUGAAGAUAGGAGUGACAGUUAUAAAGUUUAACGAAGACAUCGAGAAAGGGGAUUUGGCAGUCACCCUGUUCAACAGUGAACUGAAUGCUAAUUGUGAAAGCUGUUCAACGAGAGAUGUUUCACAGAAUAUAAUUUGUUACAGGUUCAACGUUAGUGGAAUCUUUGUGUUGAUGUUUAUUGAGAUCACGAAAACUAUGGUACAGGUUUUAAUGGUUUUCUCAAUGUUGAUCAUUGCGUUUGGAUUGGCAUUCUAUUUAUUGCUUAAACAGGAGGACAAUCAUGCAUUCAGGAGUCCCGGCAUAUCGUUGUUUCGUGUUCUUGCGAUGAUGUUAGGCGAAAUUGAUUCUAUCAACUCAUUCAUCUCGCCUGCAACGGAUGAGAGCAAAUUUACGCUGCACUUUCCAGCCAUGACCUUUACAAUGCUUACGUGUUUUAUUAUCUUUAUGCCAAUUUUGCUGAUGAACUUGCUGAUCGGUUUAGCUGUAGGAGAUAUUGCGGGUAUCCAACGAAACGCACAGUUAAAACGACUAGCGAUGCAAGUUGAAUCGCAUACAGACAUGGAAGCUAAGAUGCCACUUCGCUUUCUCAAAUGGAUUGAAAAGAAAGAAUACGUCAUUUAUCCAAAUCAGAUAUGUAGAGUCAGCUCUUUGUUUCAAACAUUUGACAGGAUAGUAGGGACAACACAAAAUAAUAGUCAGCACACGAUGUACCAUGACGAAAUACCCGACAGUACGGCCCUGGAAGUGAAUAAGAUCAAAACCAGGUUGAAAUAUAUGUGCAACACAUUGGAGAAACAGAGUGAACUUUUAAAGUUAAUCGUACAACGAAUGGAAAUCACUACAGAAUCUGAGGAAAUGGACGAGGGCGAAAAACCGUCUACUGAGCUACGAAGGUACAAUAUGUCACAAGUUGUUCGACUGACAAUGGCCCGACGAGAAAAGCAAAAGUAAGGUGACCUUACAAGAAUUGUAAACGUGGUUUGUCAGGGUGUCUUUAAUGAGAUUUACCACGAUCAGGGAAGAAACGCCUUAUUAUUAUUGUGACGACAUUUGCAAAUCAACUCCGAUCUUUUAUGUAGGCCUAUUAUAUAAAAAUGUAUCAUUGUGAAAUAUUGUAGCACGUUGAAGGCAAUAACAAUGAUAAAAAGAACUAGUCAGGUUGACGUAUUUUUGGAACAUGAUAUAUUUAACAUGAAUAUUUCGUCCACUCUUGCGGACUUCAUCGGCAUAAGUGAUACCCGUCAGUGCUACUUACUGUAUCUACAAGUUCUGGAAACUCAAUUGUCAACAAAGAAAGCAUGGGCGGUAACAAACUUAGUAAGAAUAUAACAGUGGUGGUAGCAAACAGUGUAUAGACUAUAGGUUACAGAUGUUGUCAUCUGUAAUGAUUAUAUAAUCACUGGCAGAGAGUCCGUGUCUGUAUUUAAACUUUUAGUAUGGGUUUUAGGCGACGAAAUCCAACGGAUUUUCGCAGCGCGUGUCAUUAGCAUUAUGGUUAGCGAGACUUAGAUGAGCUGCGACUGAUUUUCUCAUGCCUUACAUCUGUAAUUUUGUAAUUCUUGUCUUGAUUUUAGCCACUGUUUCACCUAUGUAAUCUCUCUGGUUAGACUUACUACAAUAAAUGAAAUAAAUAGGCCUAUCGCUAGUUAGAAGCAUGGCAAUGUAGGUGGUUAGAGGGAUAUAUUAUUUCCGACAUUCUUGGUAUUUUGAACCUCACCCUAGAGUAAUUAUAUUACAUAAUUGACAUAUGCUGUCUUUACAUGGUUAUUUUUUGUGGUAUGUCUUCAGUGGUUGUCUGUAGGUAGUUUAGAGUGUAUUGAUAUGUAUAUCUAGAUCU